AUGGCCUCUCCCAGCUUGGCUUCAGGAGAAACCCCACCCGUCGAAUUGUCCAUUCCCUCCGCGGGCGCAGUAUGCGAGGUGCCAGCUUGCUCACCAACUUCAAUGACCGGUACUUGCCCUAUUUUCAGCCACCUGACAUGAUUUCUUCUUCCUUUUCCCUGCAGCUUUAGACUUUUUGCUCCCUCUGGUGGAUGAAGGGAAUAAAUCACACUUAAAUUACAAUUUAUCUUCUUCCUACCCUGAAGUAAACUUCUGUCACUCAAACAUAAAGACAUUUGAUGCUCCUCCUCAGAGUCUUCCCCUUUAGCAGCUUCCUCCUCUUUAGGCACUAUAAUGUCCAAUAAAGAAUCCUGUGGGCAUGAAUCCAUUUGAGAAGAAGGGGCAUCCAAAAGGCACUGCAUGAGCCAUUUAGCACCUCCACUGCUGAAUGCCCUCCUCUACACUUCCUCAAUCAAAUGCUCCAUUGCUAAUUACACAUAAAAUAAAAAGAACUUGCUGUAAAAGAAAAAAAAAGUAAAACAGCUCUACAGUUAACUUUGCUUCUUGCACCAAAUAUCACCUCAAAGUGCCUUAUAUAUUGCGUUUUUCCCACUCCAGAGCGCCCUCGCGGACAAGCACUACAUUCAGAGCACUGUCCGUGCGGACCCCUGCAUGAAAUUUCACGAGGGCAUCGCAACAGCCGUUACUGAUGCCCUCGUGACUGAUAGCAAUGUGCUCAGCACCUUGACCCCUGAAUAA
Molecule: messenger RNA, 738 nt
Organism: Pelobates cultripes (western spadefoot toad)
Lineage: Eukaryota; Metazoa; Chordata; Amphibia; Anura; Pelobatidae
Source: the annotation of a GenBank genome assembly